Messenger RNA from Asparagus officinalis (garden asparagus), 7415 nucleotides. RefSeq lists its product as uncharacterized. The record is from RefSeq and is a predicted model, not a curated record. Bases 1 to 7377 code for a protein of 2458 amino acids. NCBI's taxonomy places the organism in Eukaryota, Viridiplantae, Streptophyta, Magnoliopsida, Asparagales, Asparagaceae. The transcript is spliced from 13 exons.
AUGAAGAAUGGGACUUGGGAGCUUGUAAAGCUUCCACGAGGGCGAAAGGCUCUUCACAAUCGGUGGAUUUAUCGGGUCAAGGAUGAAGCCGAUGGACGGAGACGCUACAAGGCGAGGCUUGUAGUGAAGGGCUAUGAACAGAAAGCAGGGAUUGAUUAUUCUGACGUUUUCGCUCCCGUCGUCAAGUUGACCCCGAUCCGAACUAUGCUAAGCAUUGUAGCUGGAGCGAUAAGUUGGAGAUCCAAGUUACAGGAUACUGUGGCUUUGUCGACAACCGAAGCCGAGUACGUGUCUGCAGCAGAGGCAGCAAAGGAGUUGCUAUGGUUGAAGGCUUUUCUUCUCGAGCUUGGAGUAAGCUUUGAGAAAUAUUUCAUCCAUUGUGAUAGUCAGAGUGCCAUUCACUUGUCAGAGAACGACGCAUUCCAUGCUCGGACCAAGCAUGUUGACGUGAAGCACCAUGCCAUACGGAGAUGGCAAAGCAGGAACGAGUUCAAGCUUGUGAAGAUUGAUACGAGCCGUUGGAAUUCUUUGAAUGCGGAUGUCGAUGCUCCGGGUUUGAAUCUGAACUUGAUCAAGCAGAUACUUCAUCAGGAUGGUUUGGUUCAGAGUGCUUGUUCUUGUUGUGUGCAAAGUGAGUGUAGACAAAAUGAAGUUCUGUUACAGAAUCUUGAGGUGAAACAGCUGAAUGAAGCUCAAAUUGCAGCUGUAUGCCAAGUGCUUUCCUGUAUGAGAUGCUCUCAUGCAUUUUCUGUAGGAAGAAUAUCUGGUUUUCCUGGUACAGGAAAAACCGAGAUCAUUGCGACAGCUUGUUCAAUAGCCUUGCUGAGGCAAUGUAAGGUUGCUGUAUGUGCUCCGAACCCUUACUCAGUUCUUGAGAUAGUAUCACGAGUUCUAAAGAUUGUUGGGCAUAGUUGCAAUACCUUUGAUGAUGGGAUUACCGGAUUGACCCGCUCAGAUAUUGUAUUAUUAGGAGAAUAUAACAGCAUGCACCAGAAUAUUUUUAGCGGGCUUUCUGUCGUACCUCUGGACGAACUAACUAAACUUCUAAAACCCUGCUUUUCCUCCUACCAUGGAUGGAAAGAAUGUUUGACUGAGCUGGUAAGUAUUUUGGAGAGGGAGCAUGGUACAUUUUCGGAGUGUGAGAAAAAUGUGUAUCAACCAGAGAAUUUGGAAGUUUUGAAAGAGGAAAUUUCUUCUACUGCUUUAACACUGAAGAACCACAUACAGUUGCUAUUAAAAUAUAUACCCUGUUCUUUAUUGUCAGAUUGUGGCAUGCAGAAUUUAACUUCACUUCUAAGUAUAGUAGAUUCUAUGCUGAAAUUUCUUUCUGGUGAUGGUGCAAAUUUGAAGUGGAAAGAAUUUUGCACAUUAAGAAAUUCUUGUCUUGGCGCAAUCCAUUCGGUGAUUAAUACUGUAGGAAUUCCUGUAACAGCAGAUAAGAAGUCAAUUGAGCAUCUGUAUUUGGAGCAUGCACGCUUGCUUUUUUGCCCAAUAUCUGAUUUAGCGGAACUAAAAAGAACAUGUGGUAGUUGUGGCUUGGAUCUACUCAUUGUUGACAGGGCCUGUGAGAUCAUGGAGUGCGAGUCUCUUCCUUUACUUCAACUUGAUGGAUUACAUCAUGCUAUUCUUUUUGGAGGAAAUGGUUACAAGCCAGCUUCCAUCAUAAGCAAGAAUCUUCUGCAGAUUGGCUAUGGACGGAGCCUAUUUAAAAGGCUAAACCUCCUGUAUCCCGAAGAACGUAAUCUAGUUCUGCAGUACAGAAUGCAUCCGUUCAUAAGUUGUUUCCCAAAUAAGAAGUUCUUUAAGCAGAAACUCUUAGACAGUCAAACAACUGUGGCUAGGGAAAAGGAGAUACCUCUUCUUCCGGAGUGUAUAUCUGGAGCAUAUAGAUUUCUGGAUGUUUCAGAUGGAAGAGAAACGAUCGAAGAACAAAGUGAAUGCCCAAGGAACCUGCUAGAAGCAGCAAUUAUCUGCAAAAUUAUUUUGAAACUUAUUAGAGCUUCUUCCUGGAAGGGACUAAGCAUUGGAGUGAUCUCCCCGAGUUCUGCGCAAGUUCAAACCAUUCAAUCUAUGCUCCAAGACAAAUUUGAGCUUGCUAGUGGUUUUCGGAUCUGGAUAAAGACUGUAAGUGAAAUUGAAUCAAGUGAAGAAGAAGUCAUAAUUAUAUCAACCGUAUGUUGUAAUGACCGUAGUGGUCUCAGAUCACUUCUUGGCAAUCAGGUUACCAACUUUUGUUUAACGAGAGCCAGGAAAUUUCUCUGGAUCGUAGGAAACAGAGAAAUGUUGAAGAAAAGUUCUUCCAUAUGGAAAGAAGUUGUUCUUGAUGCUGAAGAGCGUGGUUGCUUGUAUGUGGCAUCUCAGGUUAAGUUUCUUGCCGAAACCAUAUUUACUGUGAAGAAUGAGAUCAAGGAGCUUGAUGAAUUACUUAAUCAGGGAGGAGUCCAUUUUAAUGGGACGAAGUGGAAGGUCCUAGUAAGCAAUGAUUUCAAGAAGUCAUUUGUUGGUAUACAGAGUGCUUUGACCCAACAAAUUAUAAUUGCAUUCCUGUGGAGACUGGCCUGUGGUUGGCGACCUAAGCGUAAAAGACUUUAUUUCUCCAAGUACAUCAAACAAUUCAGGGUUCACGGUUUGACCAUUGUCUGCACAGUGGACAUUAUUAGAGAAAUACAGUUUAUUCAAGUGAUUAAGAUCUGGGACGUUUUGACUUUGGCAGAAAUCCCAAAACUUAUUCGAGGUCUUGAUGACAUGGCAUCUUCUUUUGGGGAUAAAUAUGUUAAAUACUGCAGUAUUGAAAAGGUUGAAGGGGACCUUGUAGUGCCAAUGAGCUGGGAAGUAUCGCAUGAAUUAUCACUUAACGAAUUACACCUUAUACACGGUUUCCAAACUGAAAGUAGAGUGGUGUCAUUGCUCGAUGGUGCUAGCAGCGUCAAACACAAAGAUGGGCUGAUGCUGAUGAAAUUCUAUUCUUUGUCCUCUAGAAACGUGAAGCACUUGUUAAAUGCUUCCGAUGGUCAAGAAAUUGAGCUUCCAUUUGAAGUAAGCGAUGUUGAAUCAGAGAUAAUUUCAUUCCCAGACAGUGUCUUCAUACUUGGGAGAUCAGGUACUGGUAAAACUCUGGUUUUGAUGACAAAAUUAAUUCAGCGGGAGCAACUAUAUUUUCUAGCAUUGCAAGGCCCAUCUAUGGAGAAGCUUCAUGCACAUGUUGGUCCAGAUUGUACUGGAGAAUAUGAUGAUCUUGCUUCUCCUACAGAAAAUGCAUUGAGCCAGAUCUUUCUGACAGUUAACCCUAUCCUUUGUUCUUCUGUAAAGGACUAUAUCACACGACUUAGAAGGUAUACUCUUGGUGAAGAACGCCCUGAAGGGUUUACAGUCAACGAAGCAUACAGUGGCAGUGAAAACUUGACUAGGUUUUCAGAAAUACCCGAUAGCAUGAUUGAAAUUUCACAAUGCCAUUUUCCACUUGUAAUUUCAUUGCAGAAAUUUUUAAUCAUGCUUGAUGGAACUGUGAAGAACACCUUUUUUGGUUCAUUUUCUGAUAUAAAAGUCAUCAGCAGUGGAAAACGAAGGGCCAGGGAGACUUCUGUACUUCAACAGCUUAUAACAGAUAAAGAGGUUACUUAUGAUCUUUUUCUCUCCUCAUAUUGGCCUCGUUUUGAUGUAAAUCUAACUAGGAAGCUGGAUCCAUCUUUUGUGUUUGCCCAUAUUAUUUAUUGCAUCAAAGGUGAAAUAGGAUCUUCUGAAGCAUCCAUUUACAAAAAUAUGAAGAAGGAAGAGUAUCUUAAUCUCUCAAAUAAACGGUGCUCUUUAGUAGGCAAAGAAAAGAGAGAAAUGGUAUAUCAGAUCUACAUCUGUUAUGAAAAAUUGAAGAAGACGAAUGAAGAAUAUGAUGUCUCUGAUUUGGUUAAUGAUCUUCAUUAUAGAUUGUCUGUUUAUGGAUAUGAUGGUCGUAAAAUGGAUUUUAUGUACAUUGAUGAAGUCCAAGAUUUUACAAUGAAACAGAUCUGCCUGUUUAAAUACACUUGCAUCAAUUUUCAGAGUGGAUUUCAAUUUGCUGGUGAUAGCGCACAGGCUCUUGUUAAUGAUUUUAGAUUCCAGGAUAUUAAAUGCUUGUUCUACAAAAAAAUUCUGGCCAGAUCUGGGCUUGUUCCUAACUUUUUCCAGUUAACCACUAAUUUUCGUACACAUUCCGGUAUUCUUGGCUUAGCAGACAGUGUAUUGGAUUUGUUGUACCAUUUCUUUCCUGACUCUGUUGAUCGACUGGCUUCAGAAAAAAGCAAGGCACAUGGGGAAUUUCCUGUUGUCCUAGAAUCCGGAUCCGACACAGAGGUGCUUCAAACUAUUUUUGGCACCGAUACAAGUGACAAUUCCUCACUGAAAUUUGGAUCUGAACAGGUAAUUUUGGUACGUCAUAACCGUGAUAAGGAAAAAGUCAUCAAUCAGAUAGGAAAUAAUGCUAUGGUCUUGACCAUCAAGGAAUCUAAAGGAUUGGAGUUUCAGGAUGUUCUUUUACAUAAUUUCUUUUGUGAGUCGCCACUGAAGAACCGUUGGAGGAUUGUUUAUGAAUUCAUGGACGAUAAAAAAAUAGUAAACCCCUGGUCGUCUAUGACUUUUCCACAAUUUGACUGUGAUAAGCACCAUCUACUUUGCUCCGAGUUGAAGCAAUUGUAUGUUGCUGUGACACGUACAAGGAACAGAUUGUGGAUUGCUGAGACCAACAAUGUAUUUGCGAAGCCAGUUUUUGAGUACUGGAAGGCGGCUGGUGUUAUACAGGUGCAAAGAUUAGACUUUACGUUUAUCAAGAAAAUGCAAGUUACUUGUACUAAGGAAGAGUGGAAUGCUCGUGGUACAAAGUUUUUAAAUGAGGGGAACUAUGAGAUGUCAAUUCUGUGCUUCAAAAGAUCAGGCAACGUGUACAUGGAGAAUUGGGCAAAGGCAGCAGGGCUUCAAUCUGAAGGUUCACUGAUGCUGCGCACGAAUUUUAAUGUGGCGAAGAACUGGCUAUUAAAUGCAGCUGAUCUUUACAUGAUCAUUGGGAGAGCAGAGCUAGCUGCAGUCUGCUUAGUGAAAGCAAAGAAGUAUAGAAAAGCAGGAAUGCUUUAUUUAGACAAAUUUCAUGAGCCAAGGUUUGAGGAUGCUGGUGAUUGUUUUGCUUUAGCUAGUUGUUGGUCUGAGGCUGCCAAAGCCUAUGCUCAAGGGAGAUGCCUCUCUAAAUGCUUGUCAGCAUGCCAUGAAGGUCUGCAUUUUGAUUUGGGAUUUCAUUUCCUUAAAGAAUGGCCUAUCCAUGUUUCCACGAGCGAUUGGAUUGAUUAUGCCAACAGUACUCUGAGGUCCUAUUACAAGUUAAAGAACCUAGAUUCUCUUUCGAAGUUUGUCCGGGCAUUUCCAAAUGAUUUGAUCAACUUAUUGCUGGAAUCUGAGAAUUUUGAAGAAGCUGCAGCUAUUGCCAGGUUGAGAGGAGAUAUUCUUUUUGAAGCUGAAAUUAUGCAAAAAGCUAAAGAGUAUGUAUGUUCUUCAAGUUUGAUGCUUUCAGAUGUGGUAGGAAAGAUGCUCUGGUUGGAUAAAAAUAAAUGCUUUCCUUUAAAGCAGUUUCAUCAAUUGGAUAACAUUCUUGCAAAAGCAAAAGACGUAGCUAUGUUAGCAUGCAAAGAUGUGGAGAUUUCUGUUUCUGCUGAAGCUAAUUUUUUAGCAGACCACUGCGCUGACAUUUCUGCUUUGGCAAUUCACAUUGACAAUGCUAAACGUUCCCAGAAUAUAUGCUUAGAAAUCUUGGCCUCGCGCUGCAUGCUUGAAAUCUGCCUACACGCAAACGUUUGUAAAUUUUAUCAUGAAUUGGAUUUUUCCCGUGUUCAAUACCGAGGUGGUACUGUGCAUGAUAUGUUGUCUCAGGGGUAUUUGUCUGUUCAGGUUCUUAUGUUUGCUUGGAAUCUAUGGAAGAAAAAUAUUAAAGACAUGCUUUUUUAUGUACAAUCCUAUGGAACUCCGGUAGUUAGCAAGUAUGCCAAACAUGAGAAGUUCUGUAUGAAAUACUUUGGUGUCUACAAAUUACACGUUAAAGGAGUUUAUAUUUCUCCUAAUCACAGAGCAUCAUGGAUGAAUUAUGAAGGUAGAAGGAAUGUUCAUAUGGUUGACAAUAUUACUUAUAUCAGCGAUUCAGAGUUCAAUUCUCUUGCAGCGGACCACUUCCUAUCUGAGAUUAUAUCUAUUGGUAAUUUGUUACUGCAAAAGUUGAAAGAUCUACAUAAGUUUCUCUUAUCAAAGGAGUUUUUCGUCAUCCAGAGGGGUGUUAUUGCACACCAUUUUUACAGGGCAUUAGGUUUCCUCAAAGAAUAUGGCAUUUCUGUCCCAAGAUCUCAGCUUGAUGGGUUGGAUGAAUCCUUGAAUCAGUUCCGCCCUCUUUUGUUUCAGACAUUCUUCCCGUUAGAUUGUGAUAUACCAAUAACUCUGGAUUUGCUUGAUUCUUGUACGCAAAGCGCAACCAUCGCCUUGGUCACUGUUAUUUUUGACAAGAAUUUAGAGCCUGUCUGUCAUCACUUUGAGUCUAUGAAAAUUGCUAGAGCACUAGUUUUUCUGCUAGCUCGAGAAUUGGGAGACGAAUUGUUCUGGAGAGCUUCUCAAAUAUUAAGUGCAAAUCGUUCAUGGAGACGUUUACUUCAGCAGCAGACGAAGUUCAGGUCAAAUGGUUGUUGGCGUACCACCCCUUUGGUGGAAAGGUUUCUAGCUUUGUCAAACUUGGACCUUCAGAACCAGUUAUUGCUUCUUGAAGAUGUUCUCUUCUGUGCGUUAUUAUGUGAAAUAGGUAGAGGUUGGAUCAUCACCUCAACUUCUGCUCUCUUGAAGUUCUCCAGGAUGUACGGACCGUAUUCCCGUUUAUUUGCAGCAAUGGACAUCAUAUCCUUAAGACACGUUUAUGAAUCUUCUUGUUCCAUAUAUGAUUUUAUUCUGGACACUGCCCGAGAGCUUCUGUUUGUAUCACAUCUCCGCAGGGCAACAGUUGGCAGAGUAAAGGUUCUAGAGUUUUUCCGGUCAUUAGUCCUGCGAACUGUUGUUUUGAUCAGCAUUGUCUGUUUAAAUUCACCAAAGCACUUUUUGAAGGUUAAGGAGAUACUAAGAGAAGCUGAUGGAAUUCUAUUAGGUUUACCAUAUAAAUUUCUGGUGAACUUCUGGAAUGCUAGAAAAUGCCAACUUUGGUCAAUAAAGUGCUUUGGAGCUGCGUUUUCCAAGUCGAUGAAAUCUGUUCAUGAUCAGCUGGUCGUAGUCCGGCUGGAUGAUUGUACCAUGUCUUUUGAACAUCUGACCCCUUUCUACGUCAAGCACAGCUCUUUUCACGUAGAUAUAGAGCAGGAUCUAGCAGUGCUUUUGGGUAAAACUCAUGUGUAGAGAUUUUUGAAGUUUAAUGCAUCAAUGGAUCUUUAAUA